AUUAUUGCCCCGGAUGUGGUUCAAAAUUUCAAACUGAAGAUCAGAAAAGGCCAGGUUAUUUGAUCGUUCCAUCAGCAACUCCUAAACAACCUACAAUUAAAACCGGUUCAAACAACUUAAAUAAUGAAGAUAUUGAGAAGAUUAUCAGAUUAAUGCCAGAUGAUAUAAAAAAGAAGCUCUAUCCAGUAGGAGAAAUUGCAGAUACAAGUUCAUUGGAAUCGAUAGAGGAACGAAGAAGAAUAGAUGAAUCAUUGACUACCGAUAAAUCAAUAUUGUCAUUUUUGAAAAAGAAGGAGGAUGCCAUAAUCGUCACAGUAGUAGAUAUUUUUGAUUUUCCAGGAUCGCUUUUAGAAGACCUUGAUAGCCUAAUUGGUACGGAUAAACAAAAUAUUUUAGUUGCAAACAAGAUGGACCUCCUUCCUAAUGACGUAAACGAAAUGCGAAUUAAACGAUGGCU
Molecule: messenger RNA, 457 nt
Organism: Racocetra persica
Lineage: Eukaryota; Fungi; Glomeromycota; Glomeromycetes; Diversisporales; Gigasporaceae
Source: the annotation of a GenBank genome assembly